ACACAGCCCUCCUGACAGGUUGUUUACAACACGGCAGCUUGCUUCCACCAGUACCAGUGAGAGAGAGGGUGAACGGGAAGGAAGCUAGUCUUUUGUAACCUAAUCUCAGAAGUGACAACCCACCACUUCCACUAGUCUCUUCAUGAAAAAGUUUGACUCUUUGCUUCGACACUACCAUCUGCAAGUUCUUGUGCUAGCUGCUGUGGGAAAGAUGUAGCUGAGUCAGACAUGAUCCCUGCCCUCAAGGAGCUUGUGACACCACAGUAAGGACAAGUCUAUUUUGGUGCUGAAGGGAAACAGAUGAAGAACAUGACCUUAAGGAGCUUCCUGUCAAUGAGAAGACCAAGCUGAUGCCUGGCAAAGAUAUUAAAGAGGAGACUGAAACUGUUCCUUGGACAUCUUAUGAGUGUCAGAAAAUACCUUUUGGAGGGUUAGAAGAUCAGGGGACAUGGUCGUUCACAUUUGCUGCCACGGAACACCGCCAGUCUUCACUUGGAAACAGAAUCAUGCCUUGUGAAGAGAUCAUCCCUAAGCAGGAGAGAAGCUACUAAAGGAUUGUGUCCUCCUCCUCCUUCCCUGUGCUCGGUCUCCACCUGUCUCCCAUUCUGUGACGAUGGUUCAAUGGAAGAGACUCUGCCAGCGGCAUUACUUGUGGGCCCUGGGCUGCUAUAUGCUGCUGGCCACUGUGGCUCUGAAACUGUCUUUCAGGUUAAAGUGUGACUCUGACCACUUGGGUCUGGAGUCCAGGGAAUCUCAAAGCCAGUACUGUAGGAAUAUCUUGUAUAAUUUCCUGAAACUGCCAGCAAAGAGGUCUAUCAACUGUUCAGGGGUCACCCGAGGGGACCAAGAGGCAGUGCUUCAGGCUAUUCUGAAUAACCUGGAGGUCAAGAAGAAGCGAGAGCCUUUCACAGACACCCACUACCUCUCCCUCACCAGAGACUGUGAGCACUUCAAGGCUGAAAGGAAGUUCAUACAGUUCCCACUGAGCAAAGAAGAGGUGGAGUUCCCUAUUGCAUACUCUAUGGUGAUUCAUGAGAAGAUUGAAAACUUUGAAAGGCUACUGCGAGCUGUGUAUGCCCCUCAGAACAUAUACUGCAUCCAUGUGGAUGAGAAGUCCCCAGAAACUUUCAAAGAGGCGGUCAAAGCAAUUAUUUCUUGCUUCCCAAAUGUCUUCAUAGCCAGUAAGCUGGUUCGGGUGGUUUAUGCCUCCUGGUCCAGGGUGCAAGCUGACAUCAACUGCAUGGAAGACUUGCUCCAGAGCUCAGUGCCGUGGAAAUACUUCCUGAAUACAUGUGGGACGGACUUUCCUAUAAAGAGCAAUGCGGAGAUGGUCCAGGCUCUCAAGAUGUUGAAUGGGAGGAAUAGCAUGGAGUCAGAGGUACCUCCUAAGCACAAAGAAACCCGCUGGAAAUAUCACUUUGAGGUAGUGGGAGACACAUUACACCUAACCAACAAGAAGAAGGAUCCUCCCCCUUAUAAUUUAACUAUGUUUACAGGGAAUGCGUACAUUGUGGCUUCCCGAGAUUUCGUCCAACAUGUUUUGAAGAACCCUAAAUCCCAACAACUGAUUGAAUGGGUAAAAGACACUUAUAGCCCUGAUGAACACCUCUGGGCCACCCUUCAGCGUGCACGGUGGAUGCCUGGCUCUGUUCCCAACCACCCCAAGUACGACAUCUCAGACAUGACUUCUAUUGCCAGGCUGGUCAAGUGGCAGGGUCAUGAGGGAGACAUCGAUAAGGGUGCUCCUUAUGCUCCCUGCUCUGGAAUCCACCAGCGGGCUAUCUGCAUUUAUGGGGCUGGGGACUUGAAUUGGAUGCUUCACAACCAUCACCUGUUGGCCAACAAGUUUGACCCAAAGGUAGAUGAUAAUGCUCUUCAGUGCUUAGAAGAAUACCUACGUUAUAAGGCCAUCUAUGGGACUGAACUUUGAGACACACUAUGAGGGCAUUGCUACCUGUGGGGCACGAGCAUGUACAAACAUGCUCAGAACUUGCUGGGACAGUGUGGGUGGGAGACCAGGGCUUUGCAAUUCGUGGCAUCCUUUAGGAUAAGAGGGCUGCUAUUAGAGUGUGGGUAAGUAGAUCUUUUGCCUUGCAAAUUGCUGUCUGGGUGAAUGCUGCUUGUUCUCUCACCCCUAACCCUAGUAGUUCCUCCACUAACUUUCUCACUAAGUGAGAAUGAGAACUGCUGUGAUAGGGAGAGUGAAGGAGGGAUAUGUGGUAGGGCACUUGAUUUCAGUUGAAUGCCUGCUGGUAGCUUUUCCAUUCUGUGGAGCUGCUGUUCCUAAUAAUUCCAGGUUUGGUAGCGUGGAGGAGAACUUUGAUGGAAAGAGAACCUUCCCUUCUGUACUGUUAACUUAAAAAUAAAUAGCUCCUGAUUCAAAGUA
Messenger RNA from Pan troglodytes (chimpanzee), 2386 nucleotides. It is a transcript of the gene GCNT3, whose product is annotated as glucosaminyl (N-acetyl) transferase 3, mucin type. The record is from RefSeq and is a predicted model, not a curated record. The coding region runs from base 614 to 1930 and encodes 438 amino acids. Lineage: Eukaryota; Metazoa; Chordata; Mammalia; Primates; Hominidae. Gene Ontology annotation, molecular function: acetylglucosaminyltransferase activity. Gene Ontology annotation, cellular component: membrane. The transcript is spliced from 5 exons.